AGUGGCCAGCUAUCGAUAAAAAUAUUAUUAAAAAAUAAUGUAUUUCAUUGUUGUAUUAGUUUUAAUGAUGAAUGUCUUAAAUUCAUUUCAAAGCGUAAUUAGAGAUUGUCGAUAUAUACAUAGUAAUGGUACCCAUGGUCUACAUUGUCCUCUAUUUUCUCAACUUACUUGUCCGACAAAAUGCGAUCCAAGUUGUCAGCGACCGCUAAUCAAGAGGACAAUGUGUAGCCAACCUAUCACUUGUCCAGAAAGGGCUUGUGUUUGUAGUCCCGAUUAUGUCAAAGACAAUGACCACAAAUGUAUUCCUCUGGAGCGCUGUUCAGAGAACUGUCCGUCCAAUGAAAUCUAUAAACUAUGUCCGCCUUCGUGUGAGAUUCACUGCGGAAAUGUGGAUAAACCUCCCAAAGGAUGUCCUGAAGAUGAACGAGAAGAUCACGAAUGCAUCGCUGACUGCGUUUGUCCGUCGGGUCUCAUCCGAGACUAUAGCACUGAAAAGUGUGUCAAAAAAGAAAUGUGUUCUAAAGAAAGCAAACUGUCGUGUCCUCCAAAUGAAGUCUACAACAAUUGUAGUGCCGUUUGUGAUAAAGUUUGUAAUAAAGAUAAUAUUAAUUGCGAUCCCAAAGACAACUGCAAAAAGGGUUGCUUUUGUCAGAAAGGCUUUAUUCGGCAAAAUUUUAACGCAAAAUGUAUUCCUGAAGAUCACUGUUUUAUUGUCCUAAAAGAUAGUGAAACCGUUUAAUUGCUGAUAA
Molecule: messenger RNA, 749 nt
Organism: Oppia nitens
Lineage: Eukaryota; Metazoa; Arthropoda; Arachnida; Sarcoptiformes; Oppiidae
Product: serine protease inhibitor swm-1-like
Exons: 5
Coding region: 38-739 (233 amino acids)
Source: RefSeq, a predicted model, not a curated record